CCUUCGGCGAAGAUAUAUUAGCCAAUCAAAUUCAAACCCACUCAGAUCCAGAUUCGUUAAAUCUAUCCGGAUCUGAUUACUUCAACGGGUCGGAUCCAGUGAUCUGGCACUUCACUUCAAAAUGGUAAGUGGGUUUUCAAGUUCUUCGCAUACCCAACAAUGUCGCGAUUUCCUCGAAGAUUCAUAGAUGAUUCAUCAAUGGAGGAUCCACGAAUCUCUCUCUGCCCAAGUAUUCACUACAGACCUAUAAAACCUAAUGAUCUAGAUCGUUUGGAGCAAAUCCAUCGCGACAUCUUCCCCAUCAAGUAUGAGUCUGAGUUUUUUCAGAGUGUUGUGAACGGAGUUGAUAUCAUCUCAUGGGCUGCUGUUGAUCGAAGCCGGCCUGAUGAUCACUCUGAUGAACUUAUUGGUUUUGUUACUGCCAAAUUCGUGCUUGCCAAAGACAGCGAGAUAGAUGAUCUUGUUCAUUACGAUUCCUCAAAAGGAGAGGAGACUUUGAUAUACAUCUUGACACUCGGAGUUGUAGAAACAUACAGAAACUGUGGAAUCGCAAGGUCACUUAUAAGUGAGGUGAUUAAAUAUGCUUCUGGUUUAUCAGUGUGUCGAGGAGUUUACCUUCAUGUGAUUGCACACAACAAUGCUGCUAUCUGUUUGUACAAAAGAUUGAUGUUCAGAUGCGUGCGGAGACUACAUGGAUUUUAUCUAAUCAAACGACAGCAUUUUGAUGCGUUCUUGUUUGUCUACUUCAUCAACGGUUCUCGAACUCCUUGCUCACCCUUACAGGUGGCGAUUUUUAUUGUGAAUUAUAUGAAGAGUGGCAUCAAGUCAGUGGCAUCUAAGCUGGUGAACGAGGAGAAAGGCCAAAAGAACAGAAAAAAGUUUCUUCACGCGGUGGCAAUGGCGUCUUCUUCCUCCUCCUCCUUAUCCGUCACCAUUUUCCUCCUCUUGGCGCCUCUCUGCUUUUCACGUGAGUUACCUUCGCAAAUCCCAAACGGAACCCUAGAUCUCUCUUUACUAUGGUACGGCCAAUUCACGCCUAUUCAAAAGGGGAGGGUUCAAGAUUUCAUAGAAUCGGUUAACUUCGACGCCAAGGAAGGUCUUGACCCGAAGGUAUCGGCAUGGUGGAAAGUGGUGGAGAGUUACCAAGAGAGGUUUGAGGUGAAGGAUAUUUACCGACAGAAGAAGAGUAACAGAACCGUAGCUCCGAGGAUUAAGGUCAAGGUUGUCCGGAGUUAUGUGGAUGAGAAGAUGAAGUAUGGAAAGGAAUUGACAAUCGGGAAUGCUGAGAAACUUGUUGAGACGGCAAUCGGAAAUAUGUCGAAAGUGGUGCCCGUUGUAUUACUUUCGGCGCAAGUUAAGGCUCAUGGCGUAGGGUUUUGUGACGGAACUUGCCAACAUAACGCCCUUGCCAAAAUUAAAGGUCAAAAAGAACCACGACCGUACAUAAUGGUAAGCAACCCGGAGGAUGAAUGUCCCGGAGAGUGCGCUUGGCCUUUCCACACGGCCGACAAGGGUCCACGUGGUAUGACCUAUCAACCGCCAAGUGGCGAAGUUGGAGCCGACGCAUUGGUUAUUCAGCUAGCCACCGGUUUAGCCGAUCUCGCCACCAAUCCAACUCUAACCGAGUUCUUAUUCAAAUCUGAGACGACACCGUACAACGAUGACGGAAAGAGAAACCAUGUUUCUUCCAUCUAUAUCGCGGACCCUGCAACCAAGUGCACUCGGGUUUUUGGAUCCGGAGCUUUCCCAGGUUUCACCGGUAGAAUUCGGGUUGACCCGGUAACUGGUGGAGCCUUUAAUUCACACGGAAUCAACCACUUGAAAUUCUUGAUUCCUUCUAUUUGGGACCCUAAGACCAAAUCUUGCUGGACUCCUAUGUAAACCGUUAUUAUUACAUAUUGUUACACAGUUUUUACCCUUCAUGAACUUUUAAGGUUGUUUUGUUAUUGGAAAUAUUCAAUACACAACUAGACUUGGA
Arabidopsis arenosa is the source of this 1978-nucleotide messenger RNA. Lineage: Eukaryota; Viridiplantae; Streptophyta; Magnoliopsida; Brassicales; Brassicaceae. The record is from the annotation of a GenBank genome assembly.